Molecule: messenger RNA, 1839 nt
Organism: Belonocnema kinseyi
Lineage: Eukaryota; Metazoa; Arthropoda; Insecta; Hymenoptera; Cynipidae
Gene: Cth
Product: cystathionine gamma-lyase
Exons: 7
Coding region: 1-1158 (385 amino acids)
Biological process (GO): transsulfuration
Cellular component (GO): cytoplasm
Molecular function (GO): pyridoxal phosphate binding; cystathionine gamma-lyase activity
Source: RefSeq, a predicted model, not a curated record
AUGCCGUCUCACACUGAGGAUGGAUUUGCAACAAAGGCAAUUCAUGCAGGCCAGGAACCAAGACAGUGGAGUCAUUGCUCAGUUGUUCCUCCUAUAGUAAUGUCCACAACUUUUCGACAAGAUGGCCCAGGAGAACACCGCGGUUUUGAAUAUGGCAGAAGCGGGAACCCAACUCGAAACGUGCUUGAAUCCUGCCUCGCUGCCCUGGAAAAUGGAAAACAUGGUCUUGUUUUUUCAUCUGGACUCGGUGCCCUCACAGCCUUGACAGCGAUAUUAGAGCCCGGAGAUCAUAUUGUCUGCGGAGAUGAUGUUUAUGGAGGCACGAAUCGCUUUUUGCAAAAAUGCAAACCAGGCAAUAAGGUCACUCUGGUUGACGCUUCCAUUACACAAAAUGUCCUGAAUGCAAUCAGGCCGAACACCAAGAUGGUUUGGUUGGAAACACCGACUAAUCCACUUAUGAGAUUAGCUGAUAUAGAAGCAAUUUCGAAAGGAAUUAAAUCGAUCAGAUCGGACGUAAUUUUGGUGGUUGAUAACACUUUUUUAACUUGCUACUUCCAGCGACCCUUGGAUCUUGGUGCUGAUAUUGUUAUGUAUUCGCUAACGAAAUAUAUGAAUGGGCACUCAGAUGUAAUUAUGGGAGCGACCAUUACGAAAAGAGAGGAUCUGGAGCAGAGAUUGCGUUUUAUUCAAAAUGCAAUGGGAAUAGUUCCAUCUCCAUUUGACUGUUCUCUAGUCAAUCGAAGUCUUAAAACUUUGGAGGUGAGAAUGCAACAGCACAUGAAAAACGGAAUAGCAGUAGCUAAAUUUUUAGAAAAUCACCCCUUUGUCAGUAAGGUGAUUCACCCUUAUCUUCCAACACAUCCACAGUAUGAAUUAGCAUUAAAACAAACCACAGGCCACAGUGGUAUGAUUACAUUUUACAUCAAGGGCGAUUCCCAUAAAUUUUUAAAAGCUUUGAAGGUAUUUAUUUUGGCAGAGUCGCUGGGAGGUUACGAGUCACUUGCUGAAUUACCAUGCAUAAUGACUCACGCAUCUGUUCCGGAAGACGAAAGGGCUAAAUUGGGCAUCACGGAUAAACUAAUCAGGCUCUCAGUUGGUCUCGAAACUGAAAAGGAUCUUCUUGCUGAUCUUGAACAGGCGCUGAAAGCUUCUCAAUAAGGGAAACAAAAUUCUGGAAUAUUGGAUUCACUGCAGGCAGUUAAAUUCUUAUGUUUUUUUAAUUCUGUAAUUUGAGAGGAAUUUUCUAGAUAAUUCUGCAAGUAAGAUAGAAAUGUACCUAAUUUUGUACAAUGUCUUUCGUCGUGUGACUAGACUUUCGAAACGACUAGACAGAGUCAAUUUUUAAUAAUCAUGUGACUAUGCAAAUGUUAAUUAAUUUUUUUCAACGCAUAAAGCGUCUAAGUUUUUCUAGGAUAAUUAAAUUAUUUCUGGAAAAAAUUAAAGACAUUGAAAUUGUUUUUAAGGAAACACCAGUAAAUAGGAACUUAAUUUAAAAUUGAUGUUUUUGUACAUAGAAUAAAAAAUGAAUAAUGGGUAUUGUUACUUCAAAUGAGCAUCUCAAUUAUGUGUUUUCUAAUUUGUCUUGAAAUUGAUUUUGUGGAAACAGUAAAUAUUGACACUUACUUUUGCAAGAUUAAUGUAAGAUAUUAGGAAUUAAAUUAAAUUACCAUUCCAUAAUAUCUACGCGUUUGAUAACAAACGGUUAUGAAAAUAUCUUAUGAUACUUGUUCAAGUGUAUCGUUCUAUAUUUUAUAUUGUAAGUACGCUUUAUGAUAUUAAGAAAAAAGAGGAAUGAUAACCAAGCAAAAUAAAUUGCUUUUUCUUUAGAUGUGACAUUAA